AAUCCAUAAAAAAAAAAGCCCACACUGAAUAAGCCGCCAUUAUUGUCUCUCUCUGCUCUCUCGCUCUGCCCUGCCUGCCCCACAACAAGAACCAGCACAUUCACAACCCACAAUCCAGAAGCUUGCUUUCCUUUUUCCUGCAUCCCAAAGGGCCUGCUGCAUAAAGCAAAGAUCUACUACUUUAAACCUCCAAUUCGGAUUGAUCUUGAUCAACCGAAACCCAAUUCAUCCUUUUCACAAAUCCCAAAACAAAGUAACAGAAAACCCACAACUUUUUGCCCCUUGAUUCCAUCCAUAAAGUAACUUAAUUGAUUUUUUUUUUCCCGAUAGAGUAAGGAGUUGCUACUGGCAUUUUGGGGAAAUAGGCUAUUUGCAUUUUUUUCCUGCAACAUUCGAUAUUCGACCUAGCUAUUAAAUGUUUAACUGCCGCAAGAGUUGUCUUUUCUAUCAACUGAAGAACGGGGAUAAUUGCAAAUUGUAGUAGCGGUUGCCCAGACGAAAGAUUUUAAUCGGUGGAACGUUUGUGGUUAACCGAACAAGACAUGGGGCCUCUGUAUUAUAUAAUUGUUGCAUUGCCUUGCACAAUUGGGGCUAUUGCCUUGGCGAUUUCACACAUUUACAGGCAUCUUUUGAAUUACACGGAGCCUACUUAUCAGAGAUACAUUGUCCGCAUUAUCUUUAUGGUUCCUGUUUAUGCAUUAAUGUCUUUCUUGUCCCUUCUCCUCGAUGACAAAGCUAUCUAUUUUGAUUCAAUUAGAGAAAUAUAUGAAGCAUGGGUCAUAUAUAAUUUCCUGUCAUUAUGCUUGGCAUGGGUGGGUGGCCCUGGAGCUGUCGUGAUUAGUCUGAGUGGUAGAGUUCUGAAGCCAAAUUGGUGCUUGAUGACAUGCUGCUUUCCGCCAAUUCCAUUAGAUGGGCGCUUUAUAAGAAGGUGCAAACAAGGGUGUCUGCAGUUUGUCAUCCUCAAGCCAUUUUUGGUUGCAAUCACAUUGAUAUUGUAUGCAAAAGGAAAGUAUGAGGAUGGGAACUUUAAUCCAAUGCAAGCAUAUCUCUACCUCACCAUCAUCUACACAUUCUCAUACUCCAUGGCACUUUAUGCCUUGGCAUUGUUCUACGUCGCAUGCAGAGAUCUGCUUCAGCCGUUUAAUCCAGUUCCAAAGUUUAUCAUAAUCAAAUCUGUUGUGUUUCUUACUUACUGGCAGGGUGUUUUGGUAUUUCUUGCUGCGAAGUCUGGCUUUAUAAAAGAUACAAAGGAAGCUGCAGAAUUCCAGAGUUUUAUAAUUUGUGUGGAGAUGCUUAUUGCAGCUGUGGGACAUCUUUAUGCAUUUCCAUACAAGGAGUAUGCAGGUGCAAAUGUGGUUGGUUCACGUGGAUUUACCGCUAGCCUUGCACAUGCUCUUAAACUAAAUGACUUUUACCAUGAUACAGUCCACCAGUUUGCACCAACUUAUCACGAUUACGUACUCUAUAACCAUAGUGAAGGUGAAGAGGGAGCUAGGAAGUAUAGGGCACGAACUUUCGUUCCCACCGGACCAGAAAUGGAUACUGUUAGAAAAAGCAAGCACAUAUUUGGGAACAAAUUGGAAGAUAUACAGCUCUCCAGCCUUUCAUCUUCAGGAAGUAGCACACCGCAAAAUCCUGGUGCUGUACAGGAUACUGCAAAAUCAGAGGCAAUGAAUUCAUCAUUGCUCAUGGAUUCAUCUAAUGGUCUCUCUGCACCUUAUGAUCUGUCAUUAAUCGACAUAGAUAUGUCUAAUUACCCAGAGAAGGUACCUGCAGCUAAUGAAUCUGGGCAAAGGUGACGUGUAUUUUCUUUUUCGAGGACUGUUCUUUUGAAUUACUGACUUUAGAAAUGUACAUGUAGGUGAUUGAUCUGGUUCUCUCUAGUGGUGUAAUUUGCUAUUUGUUAAAUAUAUACCUCCUGUUGUCAUUUGUAUUGUAGAUAUGAUAUGUUAACUAAGGUCAUUACGUUGUCACAAAAUUGGGAUUGGGUAAUUUUCUUUUCGCCAUCUCAGACAUGUGGACAAGGACCCUUGAGUCUGAAUUUCCUUGGGAUUACCUUUUUUUUCUUUCAAAGGAUCAAUAGUGGUUCCCCACUUACACUUAGAUUACUUAUUGAUUUGAUUGUUUUCUA
Molecule: messenger RNA, 2131 nt
Organism: Coffea eugenioides
Lineage: Eukaryota; Viridiplantae; Streptophyta; Magnoliopsida; Gentianales; Rubiaceae
Product: transmembrane protein 184A
Exons: 8
Coding region: 543-1799 (418 amino acids)
Biological process (GO): transport
Molecular function (GO): transporter activity
Source: RefSeq, a predicted model, not a curated record